AACGGUUGAGUGUAGGCCGCGUGUUGAUGUAUGAACGCACGCACGUUCCGGCCGGGAAACUGGCCAUACACACGCUGGGCAAACCCAGACUGCUGAUAUCGACUCGCUCAGCUAGGCCCAGGCGUUGUCUCGAUCAGGGAAUCUCAGGAAGUUCGGAGAAGUGACUAAUACCACGACCAGACUGGUUUGUCUCUUCGUUUGUGCUUCUACACUGUCACGCGCACAUACGCUUUCACAGCCAGUCAGUCAGAGAUACUCAGUGCAUCUGACGUUCAGAUCGUCGCUGGCAACCACAGCUGAUGGUCAUGAAACUCAGGAUGUUUCGCCCAGCGCGCGCCACACUUAUGUUGGUCUUCGCUAUUGUUUUACUGUGUGUGCUUUUGGAUUCGACCAAGGCUCAGGGGCCUGGGAGUGGGAGCAGGCAGGGGUGGAGAUCGGUCCGGUACGUGGUGUCUUCCAGGAAUCCAACUGGGCCAAACGUCUGCGGCCAAGGAUGCUGCACAGGAUGGAGAAUCGAACCAUCAACCGGCCAGUGCACUCGUCCCAUAUGUAGUUGUCUGAACGGCGGCGUGUGCAUCAGACCAAAUGUCUGCCAGUGCAAGCCCAACUUCCGCGGUUAUUUUUGCCAGUUGCGGGUGGUGAGCGCUUCGACCUCCACACGCUACAGGCCCCCCACCUCGGGAGGGAGUAACCUCUAUCCUGGCAGCGUCAACAGUGGACAAAUUGUCAGCUCGAUCAUGAGGGCAUCCUCCACCAUCAACUUUGGCCGACCGACGUCGGGGGGCUCCCAGUUAGCGCGGUACACCAUGCGAGGGCCGUGUUUCAGACGGGUUAACAACAACCAGUGUCAGGCUGCACUCAGUGACGACACCACCCUUCACGACGACUGCUGCGCCACAGUCGGUCAGGCAUGGGGAAGCAGCUGCCACAUCUGCCCGCAACAGUUGGGACGUGAAACGCACUGCGAACGAGGUUUGAAGAAAGUCCCUGGUUCAGAGACUAGGUGUAUGGACGUCAAUGAAUGUAUGGCUUUCGACAAUAUUUGCAUGAACGGUAACUGCAUCAACACACGAGGAAGCUACCGCUGCUAUUGCAGAACCGGGUAUAAGCUGGACCCAACUGGAACCAUGUGCACGAUGGACGCAAGGAGGACGUGCUUCCGGCGGGUAUAUGACGGUCGAUGUCUGGCGUCUAGCGCGUCGGGACGCCUGACCACGAGAAUGGAGUGCUGCUGUGGAAUUGGUGAGGGGUGGGGCACAACAGCAUGCCAGCCAUGCCCAGCGAGAGGAACAGCUGAGUAUCGUGCAUUGUGCCCACAAGGUACGGGAUACCAUUACGUUCCUGCGGAGACUAGUAACGCGGUUGAUUCAAAUGCAUGUGCUGAGAACAGCCUGCUCUGCACACAUGGUCAGUGCGUGAACACACCAGAUGGGUACAGGUGCCAGUGCAGGCGAGGAUUCCGAGCCGUGAAUGAUGGACAAGCUUGUGAAGACAUUGAUGAGUGCCAUGAGGACCAGGAUGUCUGCCAAGGGGGACGUUGCAUCAACUCCAUGGGUAGCUACUUCUGCCGAUGCACCAACAGCCCAGGCCUACAGCAGAGCGGGAACACCUGCCGAGAUAUCAACGAGUGUCUACGCAACCCUUGUGGAGUCAAUGAAUGCCUGAACACUUACGGAAGUUAUUUCUGCAUGCCGACCUCGUGUAUCAAAGGCUACCUUUAUGAUUCCAGGGCUCGCCACUGCAGAGACAUCAAUGAGUGUGAGGAUGAAGACAGCUGUGUGGGUGGCCAGUGCAUCAACCAGCCGGGAUCCUUCCGCUGUGUGUGCCCAGCCGGUACUACACUGUCUGAUCUCACCACAUGCACAGAUACCGAUGAGUGUGCAGACACUCCAGACAUCUGCGGUGGUAUGGGGGUGACCUGCGUGAACACCUUUGGCAGUUACACCUGCACAUGUCCCCAAGGAGCUGUGUACGAUGACCAGAUGCGCAACUGUAUCUACGUGGAUACGGACGGCGUUGAACCCUUGGAAGAGCCCACCUCUCUCCCGACUGUAGUGCCGGGCCCGGAGAGGAAAGACUGUUACGCCUCAGUGGACGAUCCCAACUUCUGCAGCAACUUGCUGGCAUCUAAUGUCACCCGACAGCAAUGCUGUUGUAGCGUAGGGGCGGGCUGGGGCGACGACUGUCAGCUGUGGAUCUGCCCACCCCAGGAUUCUGCCCAGUAUGAUGAAGUGUGCCCCAUGGGACCUGGCCACCAAGAGAUCUACCCCAUCGAUGGCCUCCACCCAGUCCUUGCAGCAAACAGAGACACGGGCAUCAACGAGUGUGAGCUUUUCCACAACAUCUGCGGCGAGUACACCUGCGCCGAUCGGGACAUGAUGUACACCUGUGAGUGCCCCGAAGGCCAAGAAUACAAUAUGGACAGCAAGACCUGUGAAGGCAUCAAUGAAUGUGAGGAGUACCGAGAUAUCUGCCGCGGCAGACGUUGCAUAGACCUUGACGUGCUCUACACCUGUGAGUGUCCCGAGGGCUUCCGAUACAACAGGGACUAUCAACGAUGUGAAGGAAUCAAUGAGUGCGAGGAAACUCCAGAUAUCUGCCAGGGAAAUCCUUGCAUAGACAUGGAUGUGCUGUACAUGUGCCAGUGCCCUCAAGGCUCCCAAUUCAGCACGGCUAACAGGCGUUGCGAAGGCAUCAAUGAGUGCGAGGAAUACCCAAACAUUUGCAGAGGCUACCCUUGCCAGGAUCUGGAGGUAUUGUAUACUUGUCAGUGCCCCAACGGCUAUGAAUUCAACUUGGGCAAUAGGCGUUGUGAAGUGGCCAAUGAGUGCACAGCAUUCCCUGGUCUGUGUGGCAACGGUACCUGUGUGUUUGAUGACAGUGGUUACCAGUGUCAGUGCCCUGUGGGUUAUGAAUUCAACUACCGGAAUCGUGCUUGCAUUUUGACGGAUGACUGUGUCGCUUUUGCUGGCAUCUGUGGCAACGGAACUUGUCACAUGACCGCAGAUGGCUACCAGUGCCUCUGCGAUCAGCACGGCUACGAAUUCGACUACACUCUGGGUGCCUGUGUGUUGAGGGACAUGUGCGAGGCAAACCCUAACAUAUGCAACAACGGGACCUGCCACAACGACAUGCAUGGCUAUGAGUGUUUGUGUCCAGAUGGCUUCGAAUGGGACGGACAGCUGGGCUUCUGCGCAGUGAUGGAUCUGUGCAGAAUCCAUGGUGGCGUCUGCAACAAUGGUACCUGUGUGAUAGUGGGAAACACCAUCGAUUGUGUGUGCCCCGAGGGCCAGCAGUUUGACCGGAAUCUCCAUGUAUGCACAAGUAGUACAAUAUGUACAAGAUAUCCCGAUAUCUGCAAUGAAGGCAUGUGCGUCAUGGAUCCCAACGGUGGAUUCAACUGUGUCUGCCCACCCGGUCAAGAGUUUGAACGGGAAACGCGCACUUGCAAUGAUAAAGACUGGUGCCGAGAUAACCCCUGCGGCAACGGCACCUGUCGGGACACCACUGAUAGCUUCACCUGCUUGUGCCCAACUGGGUUUGAGUACAGCUUCGAUUACCGGACCUGCUUAGAUAUUAACGAAUGUGUUCAGGAUGCCGACAUCUGUGGAGACGGCCAGUGCAUCAACAGGAUCCCUGGGUAUUACUGCACUUGUGACCCAGGUUUCACCCUGGACAGCCUACAAGCGACGUGCGUGGAUAUCAAUGAGUGCGAACAGAGGCCCUGUGCAGGUGGUCGUUGUAAUAACACUAGAGGGAGCUAUCACUGUGAAUGCAGGGCAGGAUUCCAGUACGAUCACACGUACAGACAGUGUCUUGAUAUCGACGAAUGUGAAUCGCGUCCUUGUGGCAAUGUCGGUUGCUACAACACUCAGGGGAGCUUCUCCUGCAACUGUCAACGUGGUUACACGUUUGAUCAGAGUCAACAAGACUGCGUCGACAUUGAUGAAUGCCAGCUUUACCCGGGGCUGUGCGGUAACGCCACCUGCGUAAACUAUCAGGGCCGAUUUGAUUGUGAAUGCCCACGGGGGUUCAGUCUAGACAGGCACCUCCGCGCUUGUCUCGACAUCAAGGAGUGUGACGACAACCCUUGCGGUGAUGCCACUUGCCUAGAGUUGGACGGAUCUUUUCUGUGUGAGUGUCCAACUGGCUACGAGUUUAACUCGCUGAGCAUCUCCUGUGUUGAAACACUUCAGAACAUGGCAUUCAUUGGACUGUUCCAACUUCUGAACCUGUUCACUUGGGAGCUCAGCAUUUAUAGGAGUUGGUUUUGGGGUUUUUUUUUCCAUCCAGCUGACAAUGACUGUUUCAGUGUGCCGGACAUUUGUGGGAAUGGAACCUGUGUGCCAACAGCGGAUAACUACAGAUGCGUUUGUCCAGAAGGCGAGAAGUUUGAUGACCGAACUAAUCAAUGUCUAGAUGUGAAUGAAUGUGUGGAGACCCCAGGCAUCUGUGGGCAGGCCUACUGCACCAACGAACAUGGCAGCUAUACCUGUGAAUGCAUCGAUGGCUUCGAGUUUGAUAAGACCAGAAGAAGCUGUGUUGACGUGGAUGAGUGCGUGGUCGAUGAGGAUGUCUGCAACAAUGGCUACUGUGUCAAUGAGGUUGGUGGGUUUCAGUGCAUCUGUCCAGCUGGCUCGGCAUUCAACUACAACACCAUGUUCUGUGUGCCCAUAGGGGGCCCAGGUGGUGGGCCAAGGGAACCAACCGCGGCCUUCACAGGAGGGGACGCUGAAAGCAUCAAUGAGUGCAACCGAUCCCCUAGCCCCUGCAUCGACGGUAUCUGCAUUAACACCGAGCAAGGCUUCAAGUGCCAAUGUCUGAGUGGGUACCAGCUAAUUGAAGCCGAGAACCGAUGCAUCGAUGUGGAUGAGUGCUCAGGCCAAGAGGAGGUUUGUCUGUACGGACAUUGCAUCAACAAGAAUGGCACCUUCCACUGUGCAUGUGAAGAGCCGUUGACGCUGGACAGCACGGGACGUAGAUGUAUCUCUGUGCUCGGGGUAGUCGGCACGGAAACUGACAACAGGGAGAGCCUCUGCUGGCACAAGACUGACCGGCCUGGCUACGAGACGGUCUGUGGGAGGAUCAUCAACACCGCCAUGACCUACAGGGCCUGCUGUUGUGGAGGCGGCGUGGGCUGGGGCACCAGCUGUGACCCAUGCCCCCCUGCUGGAGGAUACGAGUAUCAGGUGCUCUGUGAGUCAGACCAGGGCCCAAGCCCGGUCAGACCUGGCGGGGGACCCGUACACCUUCGUGAGGACUCUGACGUGCCCACGGGCUACGGCCAUCCAACAGGGGAGGAUGGUCUCUACGCUCCAGGUGAAGGACCAAGGGAAGUGCCCAGUGCUGGAGGAGGGGAGUACCCUGACAGCUAUAAUCCACGCGGUCAACCGUACCAGGAUCCCAUGCCACUGAGAGAACGGCCCUUCACUGGUGGUCAGUCACCUUACCCAGGGGGACAGCAGCCUUACCCAGGAGGACAGCAACCUUACCCAGGGGGACAGCAACCCUACCCAGGCAGUCAGCAGCCCUACCCAAGCGGCCAGCAGCCUUACAGGGGCCAGCCACCUCUCCAAGGGAGCCAACAACCCUACCCAGGGGGCCAGCAACCCUACCCAGGGGGCCAGCAACCAUACCCAGGAGGCCAGCAACCCUACCCAAGCGGCCAGCAGCCUUACAGGGGACAACCACCUCUCCAAGGGAGCCAACAACCCUACCCAGGGGGCCAGCAACCCUACCCAGGGGGCCAGCAACCAUACCCAGGAGGCCAGCAACCCUACCCAGGAGGCCAGCCGCCUUACCAAGGGGGCCAGCAACCCUAUCCAGGAGGCCAACAACCCUACCCAGGGGGCCAGCCGCCUUACCAUGGGAGCCACCAAUAUCCUCAGUAUCAGCCUCCACAGACAACCACCAGGGGGACCCAGUCCACAACAUCAGGGUCAAGUUACAACCCUAAUCCUAACACCAGACCAACGCAGGGGCAGCGACCAAGGCCCCAGCCCAGCGGCACAGGUGUAUCUGGAGGGGCUGGACAACAGCCAGGAAGAGGUGCCUGUGAGAGUUUACCGAGGACCAUCUGCGGUCAGGGCCGGUGCCUAAACGUACAGGAGACUUACACCUGCCAGUGUUACGCCGGCUUCACAUUUGACAACGACCAAAACAGCUGCGUACGGGCACGCUACAACAGGGGUUGAACCCACGAAGACUGGGUGUCCCCAGGCAUAACCUAUGUAGAAACUUUGUUUUAUUAUUUUUAAGUAACCGAUGUGCCUAUUACUGUACAGAGUUUGACACUGUAGCAACAUGCAUGAAAUGCUAUCAGGGAAGAGUGUGCAUUCUCUGUUAAACAGGCCCAAAUGUACAAUAAUCGGCUAAUUUUAUUAAUAUGGUAAAGAAUUUGGACUAGCAUUUUAAAGAUUGGUUCUUUUAUGUACAUCACAGCUGCAACAGGAAAUAUGUGAAAGUGACCAAAUUUCUGCCAAAUAGCUAUUGGGAUUGGCACAGAGAGCCUGCACUGUGAGGAAUCCAAACUUCUCCUGAUAUUUAGCCUGGAGAGCAGCGUGUAAAAAAUUCUGUAGAGAACUCAAAAAGUGCAACGUGCCACAGUUUCAGAAAUGAUCAUUUAACAGUGUGCACAUUGCCACUAAGUUAUUCCCCUUCUGCAUGUUUCACCAUUGAAUAUUGAUGGUGAGGAACAGCCCGGGAUGAGAAAUUUGGCAAAUUAAUGACAUUUUGUCAAUUGUGUCACCUCACCACAGACAGUAAGCAAAGAGAAACUCAAGUAAAUUUCCCUUCUUGUAAUCCAUCACCACUGUUUAUUUCACCUUUUUAAAAUCUGUAGUUUAUGCAAGUCAUAAUUAAUUGGGCCAACAGAAAAUGCCUUCAAAACUUUAGCAUAAGACUGUAAUAUAAAUUUAACAGUAAUAAGCAGACAGCAGUUUGUUUGUAUGUGUAACUUACAAUGCAUUUUUAAAAACUUUUCAAAUUUGGAAGUUCUCAGAUUGAUAUCGUUAGUUUCUGACUCCAUUUGUGUUUGUUUUCAAUGUAUAUUAUAUAAUGCAUCAUUUAGCAUCUUUGUCGUGUAGCCUAAGACACUCCAUUGUUCUCAUUUAUUCUUUUCUCAUGAAUGCUUUACCUUGCUCAGGCAAGCGGGAUAUUUCUACAGAUCUCUUUCAAAAUUGGAUUCUUUCUUUUCCUUAUUACUGUUACAGUGUAAGAGGGCCCACAAAUAAAUGAAAACGCACAGCAAUAAACAAGGAA
Acanthaster planci (crown-of-thorns starfish) is the source of this 7260-nucleotide messenger RNA. RefSeq lists its product as uncharacterized. Gene Ontology annotation, molecular function: calcium ion binding. Lineage: Eukaryota; Metazoa; Echinodermata; Asteroidea; Valvatida; Acanthasteridae. The record is from RefSeq and is a predicted model, not a curated record.